Molecule: messenger RNA, 4533 nt
Organism: Mesorhabditis belari
Lineage: Eukaryota; Metazoa; Nematoda; Chromadorea; Rhabditida; Rhabditidae
Source: the annotation of a GenBank genome assembly
AUGCACCUGACGCUAGCUUUAUUGGUGAUUAGCAUCGGUAUAGCUGAAGGUCAGAAGGCUUCUUGCGAGAAUGGUGGUUUUCUGAUAAAUGAUACGGAAUGCAAUUGUCCUUCAUUUUGGACCGGGAAACAAUGUGAACAAAGAUUAUGCAUAAAUGGAGGAUACGCCACCAGCGAUAAAUAUUGCGUUUGUCCACCCGGCUAUAAAGGGAUCGCCUGCGAAGCUGCUCUCGCCGCUCCAUCGCCCAGUUCAACUUUCGAGCUGCAAGACUCGUUUAAUCUCAUCAUUUUCAACUCGUUCACCGAUUAUUGGGGAAUGAAAUCAAUCAACAAAAUAAUUGGAUCAAUUCAAACAGUGCUCAGUGGUUCGAAAGAUUUUCAAAGUUACAACUACGUCGAGAAUUAUAUUCCUCCUGAUGAUUAUGCCUUGCUUGUUCACAAGAAUGACACCCCAUUUGAGAGGAAUAAUCUCAUUCCUGCAAUCAAUAGUAACCAGAAUUUGAUCGACUAUUUAAAUAAGAUCUUUGUCCCCAUCAAAACACAACGAUAUUCAUGUUUCACCCUUGAUGGUUUCUAUCAACAAAUUUCUACACUCAUUCGAGACAAAAAACUUCAACGUACAACGAUCACUGUUGUAACGCAAAAUCCGCCCACUGCAUCAACAAAUGGAGAGUAUGAAGAGCUUGUCUUCUUGGCGAAUGCUCAUCAAGUCAAGAUCAAUGUUGUUAUGAUUGAAGAUCCGACUUUUAUGAGAUGCGAUCACGCGGGUGGUUUCACGAGAUCGAUCUGGAGUCUACCUCGUCAAACAAAUGGCCACACAGCCGUCAUUCAAUACGAUGACAGUUCCACUGAUACUUCGCUUAUCACAAAUCUCUUUUCUCUACAAAGUGGAUACGAGAAAGCUUUUCUAAUGGAUUUGGAUCAAGAAACGAAUAAAGACCAAGAGAUUUUACUUGUCGUUCAUGCUUCCAAAGUUGAUGGGUUUAAAGAUUGGAAACAGGGUGAUCCAAUCCUAACCUCAGUUGCUCCAACUUGGGAUUUCUCCGAUUCCAGCUCCUCAACGUUCAAAGAUCUCUGGGUUUUCAAUCUUACCACGAAACUAAAGUUUGGUGUAAACGUGACGACAGAAGAUGAUGUGCCUUGUUCUUUAAAAGCAUAUCGAAAAAAAGCUGAUAUCGGCUCAAUCGAAGCCCUUUCCUCAUUCGUUGUUCAAUUAAAUCUUGACUCGGCUCAAACUGCACCAGAAGCUGGAAAAGAUACCUAUUUGACUCUUCACUUAAAUACAGAAUUAGAUCUGACAACAGCCAGCGUAAACAUCACUCCGGUAAACUCAGUGAAUCGAACAAGUGAUCCAAUUAAUCUUACUCGCCGACCAACCACUUUUGAAUGGAUUAGCAGCAAGCCAUUUAAAUGCAUUGAUGCUACUUGGAGCUCUAUUCAGGUACGAAUUGACACGAUCGACAAUCAGACUUAUUAUCGCACGAUUCCUCAUUUAUGCUAUACUUAUCUUGCACCCACCAAACAGCCAAAAGUACUAGCUGUAGAAGAUUUGGAUAAUUGCAAGGGAGAUAUUUUCUUGCCAACUGAUCCACCAAAAUGUUUUGUCGAUCAAACAAAGAGAAAUAACACAAAAGAAAACAUCUUCGUCUUUGGCUUAUCAAAUACGGAAACAAACCAAUUUGUGAUUGAUCCGGAGUAUUCACUUCCGUCUUUGAAUGGUUUCUCGCGAAUCAAACUCAUCAUGUGGGAUAAGUCUACAAUUGUCGAUGAUGCUGAAGCGACCACAGCGCUUGCUGCACAAACACUUCUUUACACCACGUUCAAACUUGAUCCGGCUAACCAAAUUGAUCCCGUCAAAGACACACAACUGUUCGACAAAUUGACGGAUCUUGCCAAUGAUCUUAAAGAAGAGGAGAAUGCUUUAAUCUGGUUACUGCUUGGUGAUCGAUUGCCACCAUCUAAUGCUUUUGAUAACUUCAAGAAAACAAUCGCUCAUCGGAUUUUUGUCAAUCAAGGACAUCGAGUUUUUGCUUUUAUGGACUCAAAUUUGAGAAGAAAUGAUCUUUCCACAUGGGAUGUGAAUGCUAUAAACAGUCUUGCUGGCACAACAAACGGUCACUUCAUCACGAUUGAUAAAAGUGCUUAUGGCAGUGAUGGCAGUACCUUUUCAAACAUCAGCAAUUACUUCUAUAACAAUAUCGUGAAUCGCCGAUUGUUAUUAGCAGCUAAUUUUAAAGACUCUACACAAGUAACAUUCCCAACGUUGAAGCUUGCCACAGAACAAAACAAUAUCAUCGUCACAGCGACUCUGACAAUGACAAAAAAUGGUGUCUCCUGCCUAGAUCCGCCGGUGAUCGUCGUUGGUAAGGGACCAGCAAUUCGCCUUCAACAACAAAGCAACUCUAACUUGUGGUUGGGUCAAGGAGAUUUCCCGGUCGAGACAUACAAUAUGCGUCUCGCCGGCUUUUGCGUAGAUUCGGUUACUGGAACACCAGUCGGAAUGCACAUUCGCUUCUGGACAGAACCACAAGCUGUUUCUGUACAAUAUGCUGAUCUAGGGAUGGCAAUUUGGAGUAAUUUUUCUUUGCCAAGCAAUGACCAAGGCUUUGCUGCUCGACUUGCAAUCCCAGUCAAGAGUGACACUCUUACAUCUACAAAGGCUACUGUUUCAAUUUUGCAAUGCGAUGGGACACCAAAGAAAUUCUAUGGUCAAACGCAGGAGGCUAUUUCACUGGAUGUUUCGGUCGAUAAGAACGAGUGCACCAAUUCGUAUUUCUAUCCAUAUUUCUGUCAAUCACAAUCUCCAAGCGGAUGUCCAGCCGACUUUGACGGCAUUCACUAUGCUCAAUUUACUAUAAAUGCAAAUGGAAACACCACUCAUUUCACAAGACCAUUUGUUUGUGUUGACUCUGGUAUAGCACCUGUCUCAAUUUGCCAAACAGUUGAUCGAUUCGGAAACAACGUUUGUGGCGGUACCACAGCACCGUAUUUCCGAGGCCCUACCGGUAAAUUGGUCGAUUGUUCAAACAAUGGAGAAAACUUUUACAAACCGACGAGCGAUCCACUCGCCUAUCAGUGCUGUUGUAGUAAAGAAUUUACGGGAGACUCUUGUCAAGAUGGAAAAUGCUUGGAGCCAAACACGCGUGGUGGUGCCGUUGAUACAGCAUAUCGAACGUUCAAUGUCGUUUUUGGAUAUGGAAAGAAUUCCGUACCCGCGUUUGUUGACACAGCUAGCAUUCUGCCCAACGCUGCAAUCCCUGGAGUCUGGCUCUAUCAAGCGUUCACAGAAUUAGUCGGAAGAGGAGUCGUUCCCAUUUAUAUUGGACCGGACUUUGACGCUUUCAAGGCGGCGAUACAGAACAUGCCAUUUGAACCAUUGAACACCAAUGACACUUUUAUCCUCCAGAACACCCUUAAACAGGUAACGGCUUCAUUGGGCCCAUCACCCUCCCGGGGUCUCACCGUUAUUCACUAUUAUAUUGAUCCUACAGCUUAUGACAAUGAUAAUGAAGUAAAUGCUCAAGUGUCAGCCACGGUCGAUGAUAGUGACCCAAGACAAGUCGAAAUUUUGUAUAAAAAAUUGCAAUUGAUGAACCAACAGGUUCUCGUGCUUACAAACUUUGACGUUGACCUCGAUGGAAAUCGGGCUUAUGGGCAAAACGAUGUCCUGGCUCAGGCGGCACUUUCGACUGGUGGAAUGUCGUUUAUGGUAACUAAAGAAGAUUACUCCUUUAACACUUUGAAAGAGAAUUUGACUACUUUCUUCUACAAAGAUGGUCCAGCUUUCACGGUCAAUCAAAAGAAAAUGGCUGGAGGGGAAACAUUCAGUUUCUAUAUUGGUUCAGAUGCAUCAUCCGUGCUUUCUUGGAGCGCAACACAAAAUUAUGCCCUUGCUUUAUUCGAGAAUAGUGCUUGUUCUGGUGACAGACUUCAAAACUUUUCUGACAUCAUCGGCACGUAUCUAUUGAAAGAAGGAAACACUUAUUGUCUUCAAACGGUGAACGAGGCGGUGGUGUCGAUUUUUGCAAAAGAUAACGGUUAUGGAUUGGCGACAGGUUUCGUGCAAAAAUGGAGCGAUGAUCAAACAAACGCAGUCGCGACAGUCACAACUGCUAUCGGCCCGUCAUUGAUGGUUUAUACAAAUCCAGAUUAUGAUUUUGCCAAUGCGGAUCCCGCGACUAGAGAGUCGAAACGGACGAGCUGCACGUAUCAGAAAGUCACCUAUUCGCUCAAGAAAAGCGACAGACCUGGCUACAACACUAUUUUGCUGAAUAUUCUCAAUAAAGAUAAAGAUGUAGUGGAUACUCGAAUGGUUCCGUUUGCAGUGACGGCUUCAAUCGAUUGCAUGAAUGGUGGUGUUUUUGAUGGAGAUGUUGGUGCUUGUCAAUGUCCAAAGGAAUGGGCUGGUAUCGAUUGCUCAAUUCCGCAAUGUUUCGGUGGCAUAAAUGGAACCUGGGGCACUACUUGCAACUGUGUGGGAUUCGCGUCAACAUGUGAUCAACCAUGGAAAGCCCUUCAGCUAACCACACUCUAC